Molecule: messenger RNA, 4137 nt
Organism: Thlaspi arvense
Lineage: Eukaryota; Viridiplantae; Streptophyta; Magnoliopsida; Brassicales; Brassicaceae
Source: the annotation of a GenBank genome assembly
AUGGCGUCAGAGGCAGACCAAUGCUCCAUAGACCUCUCAUUGUUUCUCAAAGCAAUCCAAGACCCAGACCAAAAUUUCUUCAAUCUUCAAACCUUAACCAUCUCUGCUUCUGGGGUAUCCACGCAUUGUCAGGUAAUAACAGAGAACUCCUCCAUGAACAUCAACGUCACCAGCUCGUCUGCAAUUUGCCAGAUCUUCAUCGAGCUAGCCACAUCUUUAGAGACGCAUACAUCUGUCAGCAACUUGGAGUUCGAAGGAAUCGCUUGGCAGAUCGAGCCAAUGCAGUGCCUUGGCAUUUUCCUCGACAACACCUCCAAGAUAAAGCAGCUUACUUUCAAGAGGAACAGGUUCAGUGAGCAAAGCAUGAGCGCGCUCUCAGAGAUUAUGAAAAGAAACACUUCGUUGAAAGAGGUUAUGUUCAUAGAGUCGAGGGUUGGGUUCAGAGGAGCUACGCUUCUCGGGUCGGCUCUCCAAGUUAACGCUUCUGUAGAGGAACUGCAGAUUUGGCAAGACUCAAUCGGGUCGAAAGGAGCAGAGGAGCUCUCGAAGAUGAUCGAGAAAAACUCAAGCUUGAAAGUUUUCUCCAUAUUCGACUCGAGUCCCCUCACUGCGGCGCCGUUGAUAUCCGCCGUUUUGGGUAUGAACAGGGAAACGGAGGUUCAUGUGUGGGGUGAAGAUCGCAAAAGAGACAGAUGCUCAAAGGUCGCUGAGUUCUUGCCUGAGAGCCGCACUCUUAUGAUUAAGCAGAGUGACAUCCCCGGCUCUUGCAGGGUGGUCGCAGCGUUGGGGAUGAACACAACCGUGAGGUCUCUUGACAUGACGGGUUCGAAUCUGAAUUCGCAGUGGGCGAAGGAUUUCCGACGCGUUCUUGAGCAGAACAAGACUCUGCAAGAAGUGAAACUCUCCAGAACCGGUCUUAAAGACAAAGCAAUUGUGUAUGUUGCAGCUGGGCUUUUCAAGAACAAGACCCUGGCGAGGCUGUAUGUUGAUGGGAACCAGUUCGGGAGAUUUGGCGUCGAGGAUUUGCUUUGUCCACUGACUAGAUUCUUUUCUCUGCAGCGACAAGCGAACAUCACACUCACGUCGAUUGCGUUUGGAGGCCCCAAUACAAAGAUUGGAAGACAUGGAGUCACCGCGAUUUUAAAGAUGCUGACAACAAACGCGACGGUGGCUCACCUCGGGAUCCACGACGAUGUGAGUUUAGGACCUUAUGAUUACGUUCAGAUCUUCAAGAGCUUGCAGAAGAACGAGUCUUUAAGACGGCUCUCGCUACAAGGAUGCAAAGGGGUAAGAGGAGAUAGAGUCUUGGCGGCAAUCGUAGAGACGCUGCAGGUGAAUCCAUUGAUUGAGGUUAUUGAUUUAGCGAGAACUCCGCUUCACGAUUCAGGGAAAGCAGACGAGAUUUACGCGAUGCUGGGAUACAACGGUAGGAGCAUAGAUGAAGCAGAGAUGGAUGUGCCACUCACGGAGCCAAAGAGCAUUAGAGUGUUCCUCUGUGGACAAGACUAUGCAGGCAAGACGACACUCUGCAACUCUAUACUGCAGAGUUCCUCUGCUUCCGGUUUCCCUUUUGUGGAGAAUGUGAUAGCUUAUGUGAAUCCUGGGGAUUACGCUGUUGGUGGGAUGAAAAUAAAGACGUUUGUGGACGAGGAGGAGACAAAGAUCUCGGUGUGGAAUCUCGCGGGGCAGCACGAGUUCUACGCUCUUCAUGAUCUCAUGUUCCCAAGCCCAAGCCUCUUCUUGAUCGUACUGAGCUUGUUUAGGAAGCCGAGCAACAGAGAACCCAAAACGCCAGAAGAAGUAGAAGAGGAGCUUCAGUACUGGCUUAGAUUCAUCGUUUCAAACUCUAGAAAGGCGGUUGCGCAGUCCGUGAAACCAAAUGUCACAGUCGUCCUCACGCACUCCGAGAAAAUCAACCUACAGACGGAAAGCUUUCAGGCAACUGUGGGUUGUAUUCAGAGGCUGAAUGAUAUGUUUCGAGCUGUAGUGGAUUUCAACCCGACCGUAUUCACAGUUAACGCGUUAUCAUCUUCUUCGGUUACUAAAGUCACGCGUCAUAUUCGGAUGACAAGCAAAUCCAUCCUUCAAAGAGUUCCUCAGGUUCAUCAGCUUUGCUAUGAUAUGGUACCGUUCUUAGCCGAAUGGAGAUCAGAGAACCCAAACAAACCUAUCAUGAGAUGGAAAGACUUUUCAGAUUUCUGCCAGUUUAAAGUUGCUUCCCUGAGAGUACAGUCUCGCAACCAGAACAUUCAGAUUGUGGAGACAAGACGGCGAGCCAUGGCCACAUCCCUUCACCAAGUAGGAGAAGUGAUUUUCUUUGAUGAGUUGGGCGUUUUAAUACUUGACUUUCAGUGGUUUUAUGGGGAGGUGCUUCCUCAGUUGGUAAAUCUUAGUGCAAGAUGGCCAAGCACAGGAGAAGGAAUCGGUUUUGUCAGCAGGCAAGAGCUGGAGAGUAUUUUGAGAAGUAAUCUACAUAGUCCAGUUCCAGGGAUGACCUCCAAGGCACUUGAGCAUUUCAAUGCGUCUGAGCUUGUGAUGCUGAUGAAGAAAGUAGAGCUUUGCUAUGAACAAGACCCUUCCAAUCCAGAUUCUCCAUUAUUAGUCCCGUCGAUUCUCAAACAAAGCAGAGGAAAGUCUCCGACAUGGCAGGUGAAGAAACGCGACUAUGUUUAUUCAGGCCGGCAUCUUCAGUGCGAGGAUUCGAGUCACAUGUUCCUCACAGUUGGAUUCUUCCCUCGUCUACAGGCAAGUGCUCAUCAAAAGAAAUUCUCUGUGAAACUCCACAACGUAAUCAUGGAUCUAAAGAACCAACACGGGGCAACUUAUAGCAUUGAGAAGUACCUAAUCGCUAUAACGAUCCAAGGGGUUAAUUUUAGAGUGGAGCUUGGUGGACAGUUCGGAUACUACGUUGAUGUUCUUGCUUGUUCAACAAAGAGCUUGACAGAAACUUUGAGGCUCUUUCACCAGGUAAUCAUUCCAGCUAUCCAGGAAUGCUGCCACGGUGUAAUCCUCCUUGAGCACAUCAUAAGACCACAUUGCGUCCAAAAGCUGACUCCACCGCGAUUCCGACAGUUUCAGAUGCUUUCCCUCCAGAGACUAAAAGAAGCAAUAUCAUCAGUUCCUGCAGAGACUAUGUAUGACUAUCAUCACACAUGGAGCUCUGUUGUUGAUUCAGGUAAGACUGUUGUAGAAGCUGGAUUCGAUUUAGCACGAGACCUCCUCUCUGAUGAGGAUUUCAGAGACGUACUGCAAAGAAGGUACCAUGAUCUGUACAACUUAGCAGAAGAACUACUAGUUCCCACCGAGGAGGAAGAAAAUAAUGUACCAGUGACCAAUGAUCUGGAAGAAGUCGAUCCUAGCAUUGGUGGAAUCGCUAAGGGUGUAGAAGCAGUACUUAAGAGGCUGAAGAUCAUCGAGCAAGAGAUACGAGACGUGAAGCAAGAGAUCCAAGGGCUGAGAUACUACGAGCACAAACUUCUGAUCCAGCUUUACCACAAAGUGGAUUACCUUGUCAAUUACAAUGUCCAGGUGGAGGAAAGAAAAGUUCCAAACAUGUUCUACUUCGUCAGGCAAGAGGACUACGGGAGGAAACUGAUCACAUCAAUGGUUCCUGGCAUGGUUGCUUUAAGACUACACAUGUUAUGCGAGUUCAGACAGCAGAUGCACGUUGUGGAAGAUCAGCUUGGAUGUGAUGUGAUGCAGAUAGACAACCUAGCUGUGACGGCCUUGGCUCCAUACAUGGAAGGCUUCAUGAAGCUGGUGACUUUUUCACUGAGGAUAGGAGCACACUGGAUAGCUGGGAUGGGCCACAUGAUACCUGACUUGGGCCACGCAGUCGCUGGCCUGGCCAACCCGGCUGCUAUGGCUGGAGCGGCCGGAGCUGCAGGAGCCAUGGGGGUCGCUGCUGCAGUGGGCAGAAACAGAGCCAGAGACAGAGAACUUCAGGAGCAGAGCCAAAGAGAAGCUCAACAGUGGAUCAUCGAUUACUUGAGGGAACAGAAUUGCUCGACCGGGAGGGACAUUGCAGAAAAGUUUGGCCUGUGGCGAGUUAGAUACAGAUACGAUGGGUCCAUCGCUUGGAUCUGCAAACGCCAUAUGAUCACCAGAGCCCAUGAAGUGAUCCAAGUUCCCCUCUGA